AUGGCUUUGGUGCUAAUACCGACUCCAGGCUGUCAGACGGGGCAGGAGCAUGAGGCCGAUGCUGAGUGGCAAAGCCAAGUGUUUGUUUCCCUCGCCCACAGGGACGAGGAUGGCAGCCUGGAUGGGGACUUCACUGAUGAGGAAGAAGUGGCAGUUGAAGAUGAUGCUCUGACGGAUGAAGAACGUAGGUUUCUAGAACAGUUCCAGAGCUGGAAAAAGAAUGAAAAGAAGUGCAUUAGAAUACUCUAUGCCAUCGCAGACCACAUUGACGAAAGCCACCAGAAAACUACCAAGACCAAAGUAGUGACUUCCUCUGCGUCAGUCAUCUCUGGAGUCAUGAGUCUCCUGGGUUUGGUCCUGGCUCCAACAACUGCAGGGGGAAGCCUGGUACUCACCGCUAUUGGGCAUGGUUUGGGGGCAGUUGCUGGGGUCACCAACAUCGUGGCCAAUGUGAGGGAAAACUCUCGAAAUAAAAGAGCCCUAGCUCAGGCCAACAGCAUCGUGCCUAGAAGUGACCAGGAGUUUGAGGAGGCCAAGGGAGAGAAGACGACCUAUGUCACAGCCGCCGGUGAGCUUGUCUACAAAUGUGGGAGCACCUGGGACAUCAUCAAAAGGCACCUCCGAGCCCUCCGGAUAACCAGAACGCAACCCCGUGUUACCUCAGCUGCCAAGAAACUCAUGACUGCCGGCCAAAUAUCAACUCGAAGCAGCGGGCAGGUGCAAAAGGCCUUCGGGGGCACAGCCCUGGCAAUGACCAAGAAUGCUCUGAGGAUGGGACGGGUAGCUGCUGCCUUGUCCCUUGGCCAGGAUAUAUACUCUCUCUGGGAGGACUGGAGAGAUCUGAAGGCUGCGGCCCCGACUGAGCUUGCAAAGGAGCUAAGAACGCGGGCAGCGGAACGGGAGCAGGUGUUAGUGGAAUACGCCCGUCUCUACAAAAGGCUGAAGGUAAGGGCCAGGUUCUGAAAGAGGCCGGGAGGCAGAAUACGGAAUCUGUGCAGCCAUGUAGGUCUGACGUUGUGAAGUCUGUAGUCUCUCACCGCGUUCCCAUAGCUGUGAUAAAGACCACGCUCAAAAGCGUUUAUUUGGCUUACGUAUCCGAAUCACAGUCCAUUGAAGGAAGGCAAGGCGGCGAGAGGCCAAACCUACUCCAUCUUGGGACUGGUGGCCAUCUUAAA
Messenger RNA from Rattus rattus (black rat), 1175 nucleotides. Its product is annotated as apolipoprotein L6-like. Gene Ontology annotation, biological process: lipoprotein metabolic process; lipid transport. NCBI's taxonomy places the organism in Eukaryota, Metazoa, Chordata, Mammalia, Rodentia, Muridae. Gene Ontology annotation, cellular component: extracellular region; membrane. The coding region runs from base 1 to 963 and encodes 320 amino acids. The transcript has 2 exons. Gene Ontology annotation, molecular function: lipid binding. The record is from RefSeq and is a predicted model, not a curated record.